Molecule: messenger RNA, 2785 nt
Organism: Ornithorhynchus anatinus (platypus)
Lineage: Eukaryota; Metazoa; Chordata; Mammalia; Monotremata; Ornithorhynchidae
Gene: TMEM268
Product: transmembrane protein 268
Exons: 9
Coding region: 733-1719 (328 amino acids)
Source: RefSeq, a predicted model, not a curated record
CGAGGCCAGGGGGCUCGGCACCCCUGGGUCCCGUUAUCCGGGGGGCCGUGCCCGGGAAGCCGGUGGCUGCGGGGCGCACACCGCGUGGACGCCCCGGGGAUCGAAGGCUUGCCCCCCACCCCAUCCUGGCGCUGCACCCACUCUGCCCUCCGGCUUGGACUUCCCCAAUUUCCCUGGCUCGGGUCCUCGCCAUGCCGUUUGAGGAGCAUGGAUUUCUCCCCAACUUUAUUUUCACUUCUCCAGGCCUUUGCAUCAGGGGUAAAGUGGGGGCUUCUCCGUAGGACGUCGGGGACCAUGGAGAGGUUUGGGAACUGAGGCCCAGAGGGCUGGAGCUCCAUCAUCUAUCCCCACCGGCCGGUACCCCCGAUCCUGGAACCGGCCACAAAAGGAAGAAACUGAGCAGAGAGCUCCGGCUUUCAGGUGGUUCUGAGCCCCGGACCGAGACCCCCACUGGCCAAGAUGAUACUUCUGUCCCCAAGACCUUUUGCCCACUGACACACCACUGGGACCCAUCUGGACAGAGUGGUUCUGCUGCCCUGUCAGACUUUUUCCAGCUGCGAGGGCGAUGCUUGUCCCAGACCGGUGCCGCGAUCAAACAGAGUGCGGGGGUGAAAUUGUCCUACUGAAACAUCAAAGCCAGCUGCCGUCCUUCUUUUUCUGGACCUGUGCUCAGGAGGGCAAGAAGCCGGGGCUAAGGCCCCUUGCCCUUUGGAGGCUGACUCAGCAGGCGGGAUGCCGGGGCUUCACAAUGGCCAGGUGCUCAUGGUGCUCAGGGCUGACAACACUUGUGCCCCUGCCUCCUUUGAAAUGAAAGCCUCUGAGGAGAGACUCAAAACCUGGGGAAUUCAGGUUCCAAUGGAGCAGUAUAGACAUUUAAUUCAGGAUGCUGUCCUAGAACCGCAAGUGAGAAGAUUCGUGCUUUAUAACUCCAAACCGUUCCGCCUGGCCUUUGCUGUGGUUUUCUACAUUUCCAUGUGGGCAAACCUGUAUUCUACGAGUCAGUUGUUUUCCCUGGGGACCCACUGGGCCGUUGUGGCCUUUGUGUCUCUGAGUGCCGCCGCUGCCACUGUAGCCCUCAUCCUGGUCUUUGCCUGGUCCGAGAGGAAGGUCAGUGUGAACACAGACACGAGGAUGGCAGUUGUCAAUGAAGCACUGAUGAGACACAACUUACUUCUGGGCUUAACGGAUGCUGUGGACAGUUGCCAGAAUGUGCUUCAGAUCUGGGUGGUGUAUUUCAACCUGGACAGGUGUCUGCAGUGCUUACGUGAGCUCAUCCAGGACCUAAGGAGCAAUGAGGAGCCAGACCUGAGGCGCCGACUGAGCCAGUUCUCUGUGGUGGUGAACACUGAGCUCAGCAUACCUGGGGGAGGGGCUGAUGGGGGCCAGGACCCCCUGGAGGAGGAGGCGCCGCUGCUGCCCAGAGAGCCAGGCCGAAGGCAGAGCUCGCUCACCCACACCCAGCUGCACCAGCUCCUUCCGGAGGGCCCCCCUGAGGCCACGGCCCAGCAGCUGCUGACCAUCUUCAGUGGAUUCUACAUCAGACUUCUGGUCACCGGUCAGCUUCCUCUAGUGCCAGCUACUCGUCACGCAGAACAGAUCGGGACGCCUUGCCUCUGUCAGUUCAUCGAGGCCAGCGCCCUGGUGCCAGGUGGCUGCUGUGCUGGCCCAGGUGACCCGAGCAGCUUCUGGGAGGCUCUUGCCUUUGAGUCAAACCGAUGAGUGAACUGCAGUUGGGGGUUGGGGCUUGGGGAGGGGCAGGCCAGUUCCUUGCAGAUCGACGACGUGAUGGAGAGGGAGUUGAAAGUUUGCAGAGGCAGCAACCAAACAUGGCUUCCUGUUUGAUGACCCCUGGAUCCACUUGAAACUGUUAAGAUGACUUUUCGGCCUUCAGGCCCGAUGGUAUGAUCGGAGCUUGAGGGCCCACCUGGCCAAGGUCUUCCCCUUUAGUUUCCCUCCGUAUCGGAGGCAUUCCUCCUCCCUUCCAUCCCACUCCAUUCCACACCCAGCGCUAGGGACUUAGUACUUGGCCGGCCUACCUUUUCCAUAGGGUGCGGAUAAUGUGCCAGAUGGAUGGAAUGGCAGCAUUUAAUGGCUGUGUUUUUGACCCUUGUAAGAGCACAGUGGCCUCUCUGAGUGCUUCUCCAGAAGGGUUAUUUUCCCACUAAUGGGUUCUGCUGGGAGGCUCCAGUGCUGACACACAGCAGGACAAAAUCCACUAACACAGAUCUGCCUGGGCAUUGCUGGAAAGUGUGAGUAAUGUCAGUCCAUUGGUGAGAAGGUUUCUUCUGCCUUUGCAGAGUGAAUCAGUUCGAUUAAGCAAACUCAGAGAAGAGGUUUCCACUCUACAUCUUCUGACUUUCCCAGUGUGCUUUAGGGCCCAAAAGACAACAGACCUUCUUCUUUCCUGCUGCAGCUGAUGACCCUCUGUCCAGCAAAUCCAUCAGUGUGAGGUGUGAGCCUGUUAUGAGCAGGGAACGUGUCUACCAAGUAUUGUAUUGCACUUUCCCAAGUGCUUAGUACAAUGCUCUGUACAUAGUAAGUGCUCAAUAAAUACCAUUGGUUGAUUGACACACAUACAGACUAUCCAGGCAUCCCUGGCAGUGCUGUUUUGGGUCCUAACUAUCCUCUGGCCCUAGCUUAUUGUUUCAAGCUUUUGUAGUGUACUAUACUCAGGUUUGGGAACUUGAUUGAAUGCUAUGGUAACAUGGCAGAACAGCACAGCCCAGUACUGACUGCCGAAAAGGGGCUGAUUAAGCGCCUCAGUGCAAAUCAGGUGUUUGACGUG